UCCAGUGACUUCCAAAGAGGGGACAGUGAUCGAGUCUCCCCCUCGCAUGCCAGUCCCGUCGCCAUAUUCCCCUGUCCGGGGCAGAGACGCUUUACCUGCUUCCCCGGAAUCUCUUCGGAUCAGCUGUCACCAUGAGCAGUGCCACCUACCACAUCUCCAGCCUGCUGGAGAAGAUGACGUCCAGCGACAAGGAUUUCAGGUUCAUGGCCACCAACGACCUGAUGGUCGAACUGCAGAAGGAUUCCAUCAAGUUGGACGAAGACAGUGAAAAGAAAGUGGUGAAGAUGCUGCUGAAGUUGCUGGAGGAUAAGAAUGGAGAGGUGCAGAACCUGGCCGUGAAGUGCCUCGGCCCCUUGGUGGGGAAAGUGAAGGAGUACCAGGUUGAGACUAUUGUGGACACAUUAUGCAGUAAUAUGUUAUCAGACAAGGAGCAGCUGAGAGAUAUUUGCAGCAUUGGAUUAAAAACGGUGAUCUCUGAGCUUCCAGCAGCUGGUGCAGGUACAUCAUUAGCAGCCAACGUGUGCAGGAAGAUCACGGGACAACUGACCGGAGCUGUAGGGAAGAGGGACGAUGCAGCUGUGCAGUUGGAGGCUCUCGACAUCCUUUCUGACAUGCUGGGGAGGUUAGGAGGAGCACUUUUCACUUUCCAUCCUUCCAUCCUGAACUGCCUUCUGCCCCAGCUUACCAGCCCUCGGCUGGCUGUGAGGAAGAGAGCGGUUCUGGCCUUGGGGCAUCUGGUGCAAACCUGCAACGGGAACUUAUUUACUGAGCUUAUGGAGCAUCUUGUGGCAGAGCUGAGGAAGAAUGAGUCCACAUCCACUACUAGGACCUACAUCCAAUGUGUUGCAACUGUGAGCUGGCAGGCAGGCCACAGGCUAGCUCCACACUUGGAGAGGGUUGUGCCGCUGGUAGUGGGGUUCUGUAAGGUGGAGGAUGAUGAGUUGCAGGAACAAUGCUUCCAGGCGUUGGAUGCUUUCAUUAGGCGUUGUCCAAAAGAGAUCUCUGGACAUAUCCCCACCGUGAUGGAGCUGUGCCUGAAGUACAUCGCAUACGACCCCAACUAUAACUAUGACAGUGAGGAGGAGGACGUUAUGGAAACAGAGAGCGAGGAAGAGCAAGAGAGCGAUGAUGAGUACAGUGAUGACGACGACAUGAGUUGGAAGGUGAGGCGCUCUGCGGCCAAGUGCCUGGAGUCUCUGAUCAGUGCCAGACCGGAUCUCUUGGCUGAAUUUUACAAGACAGCAGCCCCUGUGAUUAUCUUGCGUUUCAAGGAGCGUGAAGAGAACGUCAAGGCGGAUAUCUUCUCAGCUUACAUUGCCCUGCUGCGGCAGACACGCUCUGCUCAGAGCUGGAGGCUGCGUGCCGACACUGGAGGGAAAGAAGAUGUUCCGCUUGCUACUUUGCAGAACCAGGUUCCUUCUGUAAUGAAGUCUCUGCACAAACUCUUCAGAGAUAAGAGUGUAAAGUCUCGUCAGGGCUGCUUUGCUGUGCUCACAGAGUUAACCAUGACUCUCCCAGGAUGCCUUUCUCAGCAUAUACCGGAGCUUGUUCCAGGGUUGGUUUUCUCGCUUACAGAUAAGUCCAGCAGCUCCAAUAUGCGUCUGGACACCUUGAGCUUCCUUCACGUUGUGCUCAGCAGUCUUCCUUCAGAAUGUUUCCAUCCCCAUCUACCUGCCAUUGUCCCCUCAGUAGUUACCUGCAUUUCUGACCCCUUCUACAAGAUCACUUCAGAAGCUCUUCUGGUGGCCCAGCAGCUGGUUAGGGUUAUUCGGCCACUGGACAAGAUUCAGGUCUCAAAACCCUCACCGUAUACAAGAGAGCUGUUUAAUGCUACCUCAAAGAGGCUUCAGGCGACAGACAUCGAUCAGGAAGUAAAGGAACGAGCUCUGUCCUGUAUGGGCCACUUAAUUUGUCAUCUUGGGGACCAUUUGGGUAGUGACCUGCAGCCUACCCUCCAUCUCAUUCUGGAGCGUCUCCGUAACGAGAUCACUCGUCUCACUGCAGUUAAAGUGCUUAUUCUUAUUGCAGGUUCUCCGUUAAAGAUUGACUUGCGCCCAUUGUUGAAGGAAGCGUUGCCCAUUCUGUCCUCUUUCCUGCGUAAGAACCAGCGAGCUCUUAAACUGGGGACUCUCUCUGCCCUUGGGGUUCUAGUCAGGAAUUACAGUGACUGCCUGAAGCCUCCUAUGGUGGAUCCUUUGUUAGGAGAGUUGCCUUCCCUGCUGGCUGAAUCAGACAUGCACGUGUCGCAGGUCACUGUGGACUUUCUCACCACCCUGGUGACUUCACAUCCAGCUGCUCUUCAUAAACUGGCUUCUCAAAUUCUACCCCAGCUUUUCCACUUGGUGCACUCUCCUCUCCUGCAGGGGGGUGCACUCACAUCCAUACUCUCUUUUUUGCGUACGGUCGUCACAAGCCGCACACCUCAUCUGGGCUACACAGAACUCCUUAAGCAACUGACUGGACCCAUCUACAGCUCAGGGUCCGCUCUACACAAACAGGCCUUCCACUCGGUGGCGAAAUGUGUGGCCGCUCUGGCAAGUGCCUGCCCCAAAGAGUCUGCUGCUUCCAUUAAUCAGUUUAUACAAGACGCAAAGAGCCCCAGAGUAGGCGACCCAGUAAAAGUUCUGUCUUUCCUGGCGUUGGCCGAGAUCGGGCGUGAGUGCAGUCUGGGAGCCCAGCAGCGGGAGUUGAAAAGCGUCAUCCUGGAGGCAUUUGCUUCCCCCAGCGACGAGGUGAAGUCUGCAGCCUCUUAUGCUUUGGGCAAUGCUAGUGUCGGAAGCCCGGCAGACUUCCUCCCAUUCAUGCUGCAUGAAAUUGGGGGGCAACUUCGAAAACAGUACCUCCUGCUGCACUCACUCAAGGAAGCCCUGACCUCACUCCCUUGUGAGGAACUCAGGCCGUAUCAGGAAGACGUGUGGAAACUUUUGCUCCAGUACUGCGAAGCUGCCGAGGAAGGCACUAGAAACGUGGUGGCAGAGUGUUUGGGCAAGCUGACUCUUGUGAAUCCAGACCAGCUCCUGCGCAGGUUGUGCAAACAGCUGGAUUCAGGUUCUCCUCAGACCCGAAGCACUGUGAUAACAGCCUUUAAAUUCACAAUCUCUGACCAGCCAGCUCCUAUUGACCCCCUGCUACAGAACUGCAUAGGUGAUUUCUUGAAAUGCCUCAAGGACCCGGAGCCCAAUGUGCGGCGUGUGACCUUGGUCAUGUUUAACUCUGCGGCUCACAAUAAACCAUCGCUGGUCAGGAACUUACUGGGCAAGGUCCUGCCUCCCCUGUAUAACGAGACCAGAAUCAGGCGUGAGCUGAUACGGGAGGUGGAGAUGGGUCCCUUUAAGCACACGGUAGAUGAUGGUCUUGACGUCCGGAAGGCAGCAUUUGAGUGCAUGUACACACUGCUGGAGAGCUGCCUGGACCAGCUGGACAUCUAUGAGUAUUUAAGUCAUGUGGAAGACGGGCUUAAAGAUCAUUACGACAUAAGGAUGCUCACCUUCAUUAUCCUCAGCCGCCUCUCCGUCUUGUGUCCCAGUGCAGUGCUCCGGAGCUUAGACCAGCUAAUCGAGCCUCUUCGGGCUACAUGUACCACAAAGGUGAAGGCUGGGUCUGUAAAACAGGAGUUUGAGAAGCAGGAUGAACUCAAGAGAUCAGCCAUGAGGACCAUCACCGCUCUGCUCACUAUCCCAGAGGUCGAGAACAGCAGGAGUAUGGCUGAGUUUCUGGCCCAAAUUAGAUCCAAUCCUGAAUUGUCCUCUCUGUUUGAGAACAUCCAGAAAGACUCUGUGACAACGUGCACCACAGAGGCCAUGGACAUAAGCUAAGGACCCGCAUCGUCCUUAACCAGUGAACUCGACAGAUCUCCCUUCAAACUUGGAUACAUAAUUUAGAAGAUGCCUGCUUUCAGUUCUCAUUGAAAGAAAAUCUCUAUGGUCAUUAAGAGGAGGCUUACUGGUUGAUGCAGGAAAGAGUAAGUUCUUAAAGGUUCCAUGCCAAACCUAAAGCUUUCAGGAGAUACUUUAACAGCAAUAUAUUGUGCCAGCGAAAGCCAUUGUAGUAAAAGAAACGGUACAUCCGUAGUUAUUGUGGCUUCUGUUACGUAUUAGUUGCAGGGCCUAUUUCUGCUGUUACAACCAAAGUGCUUAUUAUAAAUAUAGAAAAUACAUUAUUCUGUAACAUCAGGAAAUCUCUCUAAAUAAAGAGUAUAAACCUAACGAAA
This is a messenger RNA of Spea bombifrons (plains spadefoot toad), 4210 nucleotides long. Its product is annotated as cullin-associated NEDD8-dissociated protein 1-like. Lineage: Eukaryota; Metazoa; Chordata; Amphibia; Anura; Pelobatidae. The transcript has 14 exons. Gene Ontology annotation, biological process: SCF complex assembly; protein ubiquitination. Gene Ontology annotation, cellular component: nucleus. The record is from RefSeq and is a predicted model, not a curated record. Bases 132 to 3815 code for a protein of 1227 amino acids.